Molecule: messenger RNA, 659 nt
Organism: Diorhabda sublineata
Lineage: Eukaryota; Metazoa; Arthropoda; Insecta; Coleoptera; Chrysomelidae
Exons: 4
Coding region: 1-600 (199 amino acids)
Source: RefSeq, a predicted model, not a curated record
AUGAAUCAAGCACCGAAAGAAAAGCUUUUCAAGUCGAAAUAUGGUAACGGUGAAGGGCUGUGUAACACUCAGAAGAAGAAAUAUGCUACUAUAGGACCCGUAACAGGACCGCCGGAUCCACAUAAUUUCCUUAGAAAACAUGCAGGGAGACCCUGUUACCCUGAGUAUGUAUCUAAAGAAAUCCCUAAAAAACAACCAGCGCCGCCGGCUAAAUCUAGAAUCGGUGUCCCAAAAUUAUCGGAGUGUCUUAGAUCAGAAAUAUUAUCUGAAACAUGGGAAAAUUACGAAAUUGAUAACAUAAGCCACGUUAAUAAAAUGAAGCCCGUGGAACAACCUAAAUCUUCGGUCUUCGUUGAUCGUUAUAGUUCUACUGUUACUGUGGAGCCCAUAUCUCUUCAAACUUUUGGAAGAAUUGCACUUUAUAGAAAAAAGUAUCCAAGGCAAAGUAUUUUCAAGACUUCAAGUCAACUAUGGGAGGAAUACCACAAUGAAAUUUUGCUAAAACAAGAACAAAUGAGAUUACCGCCCAUCGAGAAAAAACAGAGAAAUGAAGCAGAAAUGAGGCAGUUUAUAAAGGAUAUCAAAAAAGUUUUUCGAUAAUUUCUCAUUUAUAUAUUAUAUUGUUUAUUUUUAAGUGAUUUAUUAUCUUAUUACAAUGC